AGUAUGAUAAAUUUAUUACCAACCCUUUUCAUGGAAACUCGUUGAAAUUUAUUUCUAUUUUCUCUCCCAACCAAGCCAAAAAGUCCAUUGUCGAAGCAAGAAAGUUGAGAUUUCCCUUCAUUUCACUUACCCAUUUUACUCGUAAUUAAAUAACAAUUACCCUUUCUAAAUCUUCUUAUCUAAGUGGGAUCGUUUUACUGCGACAUUAACAUUGUCCUCCCCUCCUCUAUAUUCACACAUUCACAACUCAAUUUCAUUGGCAAACAGAAUAACGUUCUUUUUGGUAUUGGGAGGUUUCAAUUAGAUAAUAGCAAUAAGAGUUCUAUAUGUUACUAUUUUUACCUAUAGCAAACAGAGGUUUUCCAGCAGCAACAGCAGAAGAAGAAUAAACUCAGAAACAAGUUCAGUUCAUCACGGUGAAAGGUAAAAAACCAUCAGUAUACGUAGAUGUAUGUUUUUCAUUGCUUCAGUCUCGUCUCGUCUCGCAAUCACUAGAGCUUGUCAAAGGAAAAUCUGAUCGAUAGUUUUUGUUAAAAAAGAGUUUUGGGUUUUUGUGGGAUGUUUCUUGGUAGGAUUGGGUUCUUAAUCUUUUUUGAAAUUGUGUAUGAAAGAUUGGAACUUUCAAGCUCAAUAUAUAGUACUAACGAGAAGAAACCUGUCUAAAACGAGUUGUUUUGGUCCAGAUUUUCUAAUGGGUAUCAUAUUAUUUUUUUUAACAGGGCUGUCUUCCAUAUAUCUAGGACUUCCACUUCUUGAACUUGGCUAGUUGAGCUUGAAAAACAUGGCGGAAGGAGGUGUUAUGAAGCCAGACAAGACAGAGUUUACAGAAUGUUGGAGGACGAGUUGGAAGACUCCAUACAUCAUGAGGCUUGCUCUCUCUGCUGGAAUCGGCGGCUUGCUCUUUGGUUAUGACACAGGGGUUAUCUCUGGUGCUCUACUCUACAUGCGAGAGGAUUUCGAAUCCAUCGACAAGAAGACAUGGCUACAAGAAACUAUUGUGAGCAUGGCCGUGGCUGGAGCCAUAGUGGGAGCAGCACUAGGAGGCUUCCUAAGCGAUAGCUUGGGGAGGAGGAAAUCGAUCCUAGGAGCCGACAUUGUCUUCUUCGCUGGAGCCAUAGUCAUGGCGGCGGCUCCAAACCCAUGGAUCAUAAUAAUUGGAAGACUCCUCGUCGGACUAGGAGUAGGGAUGGCCUCCAUGACUGCCCCUCUCUACAUCUCCGAAGCUUCCCCUGCUCGAAUUCGAGGAGCCCUCGUCAGCACAAAUGGUCUGCUCAUCACUGGAGGGCAGUUCAUGGCCUACUUGAUCAAUCUAGCCUUCACCAAGGCUCCUGGGACUUGGAGGUGGAUGCUUGGAGUUGCUGGGCUGCCUGCUUUGAUUCAGUUUGUGCUGAUGAUGUCCCUCCCUGAGUCUCCUAGAUGGCUCUACAGCAGGAACAAAGUUGACGAGGCCAAAUCGAUCCUAGAGAAGAUCUACUCACCGGAUGAAGUGGAAGCCGAGAUGGCCCUUCUCAAGGCCUCCAUCGAAUCCGAAAAAGCCGACGAGGCAGCCAUCGGCGAGACAAUGUUGUCCAAGCUCAAGAACGCCUUCAAGAACCCGGUGGUCAGACGUGGCCUCUACGCCGGUAUCACGGUCCAAGUGGCCCAACAAUUCGUCGGGAUCAACACGGUCAUGUACUACUCUCCGACCAUUGUUCAAUUUGCCGGAUUCGCCUCCAAAUCCGUCGCCCUGUCUCUGUCCCUCAUCACAGCCGGACUCAAUGCAUUCGGGUCCAUAGUGAGCAUGCUGUUUGUGGACCGUUAUGGAAGGAAGAGGCUCAUGAUCUUUUCCAUGGCAGGGAUCAUAUUUUUCCUGAUUUUCUUAUCCGUUGUUUUCAUUGAAGCUUCUUCUCAUGCUCCGAAAGUUGGUUCGAUCGAAUCGGUCCACUUCGGGGCGAAUUCGACCUGUUCGGCUUAUGUCGGGGCGACGAAGAGUGCUGCCGACGGGAAAUGGAGCUGCAUGACUUGCUUGAAGGCCAAAUGUGGCUUCUGCUCCAACAAGGCUAGUGAGUACCAGCCCGGUGCGUGCCUGGUGGUCUCAAAGCCGAAUCGAGACCUCUGCCACGGCGAGGAUCGGGUGUUCUUCGAGCAAGGUUGUCCCAGCAAGUUCGGGAUCCUCGCGGUGGUCUUCCUCGGCCUCUACAUCGUCUCGUACUCCCCCGGUAUGGGGACAGUGCCGUGGAUCGUCAACUCUGAGAUUUACCCGCUCAAGUACAGAGGAGUCGGCGGAGGGAUCGCCGCGGUGGCCAACUGGGUCUCCAACUUGAUCGUCAGCGAGUCCUACUUGACUCUCACAGAGCAUCUUGGCCCCGGCGGUACGUUCUUCUUGUUCGCUGGAGUUUCCACCCUUUCCCUCUGUUUGAUCAUCUGGUUUGUGCCGGAGACCAAAGGGCUGCCGUUUGAGGAGGUGGAGAAGAUGCUCGCGGAGGGUUACCGGCCUUGCGGCGGACGGGAGGGGAAGGGAGAGAAGGUCGGUAAGGUGAAUGGUGAUGAUAAUGCGGCGUGAAGAGAGUGAGAGAGCGUAUGAGAGUUCGAGAGAGACAGAAAACAGAGUAUUUUUAUCGAUUUCUGGGUAACUGGAAAAAACAGAGUAAUUUUCCUCUGCCUUCGCUUCUCAUAUUUUUUCAGGUGGUGAAAUGAAGGUUGGAGGGUAAAAACGGGAAAGGGUUGAUUUUACUUUUGAGUUUUUAUCUGUGUUAGGAAAAGUUAACCUUCUGCAUCAGAAACAUUGAUCUAGUCUUAUAUGUAUGUUUUUAGAUUGAAUCAGUACUUGAUUCAGACCGAAUGAAAUUGAUGUAUGAGG
Linum trigynum is the source of this 2839-nucleotide messenger RNA. NCBI's taxonomy places the organism in Eukaryota, Viridiplantae, Streptophyta, Magnoliopsida, Malpighiales, Linaceae. The record is from the annotation of a GenBank genome assembly.